Messenger RNA from Symbiodinium natans, 225 nucleotides. The record is from the annotation of a GenBank genome assembly. NCBI's taxonomy places the organism in Eukaryota, Dinophyceae, Suessiales, Symbiodiniaceae.
GAGGCCCUGGAUGCUUCCCACAACCUUCGAAAGCUUCGCUUCAGGAACUUUGGCGUCCUCCAGAAGCUUCGAAAGCUUCACUUCAAACCUUUUCACAGCCUGGUCUUCGUCAAGGGAGAGUCGUAUCGGGACGCUGGCCGGGUCGAGGGGCAGCGCUACCCCUUCGUUACCCCAAAUUGCUUUGCGUCGAUGGUUUCCGUGCUGGCAAACGAGGAUCGCAGAUGA